AUGAAAAAUAAAAGAACUCGUGAAGUGUUAAGAGUUUUACAAAAGUUUGUAGCAGAACAUAACCCAAGUACUUUAACAUCAGACCAAGACGGUGCAUACCUCAGCAAUGAAAUCACAGAAUUUCUCAUUAAGCAUAACAUAACUCACUACACUACUGAAGACCACAACCAUAACAUACUCGGCAUCAUAAACCGCUUCAUAAGGACUCUCAGAGAUUUAAAUCAAGAGCGAGACUUUACCGAAGAAACAAUGAAACAUUUUCUCGAAGUAUAUAAUUCCUCAACGCAUUCUACAACAGGACAUACACCAAAUUCAAUGACACAACAACAAGAAGAAAAGUAUAUACAAAAGAAACGAAGUCAAACACAAAAUAUCAGAAAUUCAACACAAUUUACCCUCAUUCCUGGUACAAAAGUUCGUGUAGUUCUUGACGACAAACCGUUGACAAAGAAACGUUUAAGGUUAAGUCGAAACUAUUAUAUAGUAGAUUCAACGCAAGGUAAUGGAUAUCUUAUAAAAGCUGCUGACGAUUCGAUUGCGUUUUACCCUCUUCAUAAGUUAGUCGAAAGUAGUAAUGGCAAACUUGCUGAAACCAUUGACGAAGCAAAGCGAGGAGUGGUUAUUGAAAUACUUGGCUAUAACAUAAACGAUGACACUUAUAAAGUAAGAUAUGAAGGAGGCGUUGAAGAUGUUAUACCAUCUAAGAACUUGAGAGAGUCGAAGCCAACACAUCUGGGACCAUUAGAGCGGGAGUACUGGAAAGACAAAAAUAUGCCAGAAAGAAUAAGAAAAUUCUUCUAA
Molecule: messenger RNA, 801 nt
Organism: Trichomonas vaginalis G3
Lineage: Eukaryota; Parabasalia; Trichomonadida; Trichomonadidae
Product: integrase core domain containing protein family
Exons: 1
Coding region: 1-801 (266 amino acids)
Biological process (GO): DNA integration
Molecular function (GO): nucleic acid binding
Source: RefSeq, a predicted model, not a curated record